UAACAGCGAAGGUUCUCAGCCAGUCAAUCGACAACCGUCGCAUCGUUUAGAUCCUCGUCCGAUAUCCACGCGCGCUCCUGCGUAUUUAAAUCUCCAUUUAUUCCUGUCCAACGUCGCGGGGGGCGCCGUGAUGGAGCCAAAGGGAUGCGACUGCAGGAGGAAGGGAGGCCCGGUCGACGACACCGCCGCUCUCAUCCCCGCCAACCCCUUACCUCGCUACGGGGUGCUAGGCCGAUAUUGUCGCGUCUGCGCGAUGAACAACAUAGAAGACAGUCGGGCUAGUCGGACUCCGCGACAGAGACGUGCCGUCGCGGCACGUCGGGACGCGGCAUUAACCCCCUCGCCGAUCUCGGUGGAGGCGCCUGGUCGAGGUUGUUGAUGGCAUCUCAGCGGCGACAGCGACCCGGGUGCUCACCACGGACGUCUUCGCACGGCCAUGAACAGCUCGCCGCAGAACACAAGCACCGCCGGCACCGGGCAGCGACGGACGGCCGGCGUCGAUAACAGCGACGAGGAGGAAUGGAGCGGCGUCGUCGAAUGUGCUGUCCUUGAGAGAACCAAAUCCGAUAGAGUUGCACGUGCUGACGAAGACCGACGUCGCCGGACCAUCAUCGUUGAGAAGAAGAACGGCACGUACGGUUUCACGUUACAGAGUUAUGGUAUACACUACAAAAGAGAACAGGAGAUAGAGAUGGUAACUUACGUUGAUUAUGUGGAAUAUGAUGGACCAGCGUUUAAAGCUGGUAUGCGGGAGGGUGACGUGAUACUCUCUAUAAACGGUCACGAGAUGGACAGGGCGGAUCACAAGACUCUAGUAAACUUUAUCAAGAACUGUGAUACCAGAAUGCGGAUGGUCGUGUCCUUCGAAGAUUGCGUCAGGAAGGUGGAAUUACACAUGCGUUACAUCGAAUUGCAACGCGCUCUUCAAUCUCGUAUAAGCGAACUGGAGAGACUGUGCGAAAGAGAACGGUCUAUUUUGAUGGGACGAUGGAAAACCCAUUCACUGCCAGCGCGGAAAAGAACGCCUAAUAGUAUUGUCGGCACCAAUCCUAAUCAACCAUCACCCUCCUCCAGCUUCAACUCUUCUACGAUUCAAUGCUGCCGGCCAGCAACCUCCACCGAACAUCUUCUACUUUAUAACGUGUUUGCGGACGGGCGACCCUGUCUUAUACCACGCAGCGCCGCUUGUCUUGUGACAGUCGGACCGCCUCGUUCCCGCAGUGAUCAUCAUCACUUUCUCUCUAAAAUGUCAAGCGAAUCCGCGAUGACCUCCUUACGUCACAGUUAUCACCAGGCGAACGGUAUGAUGGGCACACCUGCGAAAAGCAAAUCUCACAAACAAUCCUGUCAGCAGCAACAACAGCAAUCGUCCGUUGCUGGUGAAGGACCAUCAUUACACUCCGCUCCUCAAAACAAUCUUUGCGUCGCUUGUAUCUCCAGCGCGAAUCGUCGCCGAGAGCAAUCCGACAGCGUUAGUUUAGAUGCUUAUGAUCUCGCCAGUCCAUGCUGUGACCCGAAUUGCGUGCCAAGUCGUCGACGUCGCGAAAAACAACGACGCGCCCGCAACGAGCAGGCUCUCCAUCAACAGCAACAGCAGCAGCAGCAGCAGCAGCAGCAGCAGCAGCAGGCUAACAUGCAGCAGCAGCAGCAGCAGGCUAACAUGCAGCAGCAUCAUCACGUUCAAGGACAACGAGACCAACAGCAACAAUCGCAGCAGCAGCAGCAGCAACCCAACACUCACAGCUGCCCUCGCACGUCCGGCCACAGUCUUCAUUCGAUUACGAGUAGCGACGUCUCGACGACGGCCGACAGCGUCGCGUCCUGCUCCACCAGCCUCAGCACCGACACCCUGUAUUGGGACCCGAGUGUGCACCAGCGACCGCCGCCGUGCCUUCAGUACGCUAAGCCUAAAUCCUGGGAUAAUCUUACCACCAAGGCCUUCGGAGGUUACGGCUUCGGUUACGGUUAUCUGGACACCGCGAACGUCAAAACCCACAGCGCGGAACGUCCCAAUAAAGGAUCACACAGCAGUGGCGGCGGUGGUACAGGUAGAUCAAAGACGCCAGUCGGCAUUAUACAACGAAAGAGCAGCGGUGCCAGCAGCAGUACCGCUUACACUACCGCGACAAGUUCAACGGUCAGCCGACACUUCCAGCCGACGAAAUCGACGGAGAGCUUGCUGAUACUGCCGGGACCGUACCAGGGCGAUCUCGACCAGGCCAGUCUGAGCUGCGAGUGUCUGGACGGCGGUGGCGGCGGACCCGGCUCGCGAUUCGUUCAGUUGGAGAAGCAUAAACGCGCCGACGAAACGGCGGGAUACAUCCCGUCUUCUCACGCGCAAGUCAGACACCGACGGUCUAGUCAUUCCGAUGGGAAACUACGGGCUAUCAAUAACUCCGAAGUCACGCGAUUGUAAUAUCCUUUAAGUAUAUCUCAAGUCAAGCUACGUGCUAAUAAAGCGUCAAUAUAUAAAUA
This is a messenger RNA of Pogonomyrmex barbatus (red harvester ant), 2475 nucleotides long. RefSeq lists its product as uncharacterized. The record is from RefSeq and is a predicted model, not a curated record. NCBI's taxonomy places the organism in Eukaryota, Metazoa, Arthropoda, Insecta, Hymenoptera, Formicidae. Gene Ontology annotation, molecular function: protein binding.